CUAACAAUUCCUUGAAUUUUACCACAUUGUUUUUCUAUCGCAUAAGAUCUACUUUUAAGUUUAUCCACCCCUCAGCCCACUUUGUUUCAAGACUGACAUUAGUAUAACGUUAAACAUCACAGUUUCCAUGAAAUUUAUUUACGAAUUUUCUUAUUUCCUUGUUCACUUAUUCAAAUAGGCUCAUGUAAAGUUUAUCGAUCUCAAGACAAGGGAGUUGGAAAAGGUAUUUCAACUACAGUAGAUUCAUCUUGCCCAGCUCCUUUUGUACUGAAUUUAAAAGUUGAUGCUCAAGUAAGAACACGUUUAUUUAUCGCAGUUUAUCUCAUUCUGUAUUGUGUUGUGCAUACCAUUUAGAAAGUUUUGAAUCAGUGAUAUGUGCGUUCACAUAAAAGUAUGCGUCAGGGUUGAAUAUAAAUUCUCAUUCUUAUGAGCAUUAUGUCGUGAAGCGAAUUCUACCAACGCUCAAAGUUUGACACUUUUAAACUUGCUUUACACCCCUCACACUUUUAACAACCAAAAAGCAGUAAAAGUACAAUUAAGAACUAGAUCUAAAUUUAUACUUGGCAUAUUGUCCAAAAUUGCAUGAAUCGGUUUAUUCUUUUAACAGCCUGUUGUAAAUAUAAAACUUCAGGUAAUGCUACUAAGAAACUUGGAUACUAGCCGUGAACUUGUCAACGGAGCACGAGGCAUAGUAGGAAAGAUAAACAGUGAUACUGGUCUUCCUGAAGUUCGAUUUUAUCCCGCAAAAGCGAAUGGAUCUAAUGGCAUCUUACAUGUUGUGCAAAUUGAAAAGUGGACGAUUCGUGGGAUUGAUGCCAAAGAAAUCGCAAGUCGACGUCAAUUACCACUAACUCUGGCUUGGGCAAUAUGCAUCCGUAAAAGUCAGGGGAUAACAUUGGAAUAUGCAGAAUUAGCUCUGUCAAAAGUUCGUAUUUUGCAAUAGUGUGACGGACUAAAAUGUUUUAUUUUCGUAAUAAAUAAUUUAGUUCAAAGUAGUUGGCGUCCAUGUUUGCAGAAUACGUACGUUCUCAACCGAUUAACUCACAAUCUUUUGUUUCCAACAUUGUUGUUACUCUAAAACUCUCAACGGAGUAUCUUCUGUUACUAGUGAUAAUGAAAUUGGCACUUUGCAAUUAAAAAGUAAUGAAGAAAAAAAUGAAAGAUUUGAUAAAUCAUAGUAAUUAUACCAGGAUAGUGUAUAAA
Messenger RNA from Schistosoma mattheei, 1203 nucleotides. NCBI's taxonomy places the organism in Eukaryota, Metazoa, Platyhelminthes, Trematoda, Strigeidida, Schistosomatidae. The record is from the annotation of a GenBank genome assembly.